Lepisosteus oculatus (spotted gar) is the source of this 3632-nucleotide messenger RNA. The record is from RefSeq and is a predicted model, not a curated record. Lineage: Eukaryota; Metazoa; Chordata; Actinopteri; Semionotiformes; Lepisosteidae.
UCGCGGCGCGGCUGGGCUGUGAAGCCGCUGCAGUCCUGUGUGCAUGCCCGGUGCGCGGCUCGCGCAUGCGCAGUGCUGCGCCCGGAGCCGCAAGGAGAACCAACCGCUGCCAGACGGUGGCACCAGUCCCCGAGGAGAUGAGCAGGAAAGUGGGUCUUGAGGUGCUGGUGGUGGGCGGAGACAACCCCUCCACUGAAGGCAACGCCCCCCUCCCAGCCAAUGAGAUCUCAGUGCAGAAGACACGCCCCCAGGCCCAGACCACUGCUUUCAUUUUGCCAGCCCCCAGCUCCACUCUCGUGGGCGUGCGCAAUGGGGAGGGGCCCAGGGGCCACAUGGAGCCCCUGAAGGGGGGCGGGGCUGGAGAGCCGGUGACCUCCGCGCUGACCCCGCAGGUGGGCGGAGCCUGCAGCGUGGUCCACGUGCUGGAGUGGAAGGAAGGCGUGGCCGUGCUCCCUGGCACCAACCUCAAGUUCCGGAUGAAUGACUUUGGCACGCUGGAAGUCGUCAGUGACAGGAAGGUGCCAUUCGUUGAUCCCAGUGCAGAAGGGGCUGCUGGGAAGGAGAUGGAGACAGACGGGAAGUCAGCCCUUAAACCAGGUGAAGGGAGCAGGAACCCUGAGCUGCUGAAACCAGUGAAGAAGAGGAAGAGGAAGGAUUAUAUGAGCCCUUCUGAAGAAGAGUCUGAGAUGGAGGCUAUGGAGGAGAAGCUUGAGGAACUGAAGUCCUGUGGCCCUGUCAUAGAAGGCAGGCAGAGCAGGGCAGGUACAGACACCUCCGAGCACACACCGUGUUUUGUCCCUCUGCAGGUGUGUGGAUACAGGAUGCGCAUGCACUUUGACGGCUAUUCGGAGUGCCAUGAUUUCUGGGUGAACGCCAACUGUCCGGACAUUCACCCAGCCGGCUGGUGUGAGAGAACUGGGCACAAGCUCUACACCCCCAAAGGGUGCAAAGAGGAGGAAUUCUCUUGGUCCAGCUACCUGAGGCUCGCCAAGGCACAGGUGGCCCCCAAGGAACUCUUCGCUAGUCCUGGGAGAACAGACGUCUGUUGUGGCUUCGAGGUCGGAAUGAAGCUGGAGGCCGUCGACCGCAUGAACCCCUCCCUCAUCUGCGUUGCCACGGUGACCGACGUGGUAGACAAUCGCUUCCUGGUUCACUUUGACAACUGGGAUGACACCUAUGAUUACUGGUGUGAUGCCAGCAGCCCUUAUAUCCACCCCAUUGGCUGGUGCCGAGAGCGGGGCCUCCCUCUGACCCCUCCACAAGAUUACCCAGAUCCAGACAAUUUCUCCUGGGAGAAAUACCUGGAGGAGACUGGCUCAACGGCUGUCCCGGCUCACACGUUUAAGCCGCGCCCUCCCCAUGGCUUCCAGGUGGGAAUGAAGCUGGAGGCGGUGGACAAGCGGAGCCCGUCCAUCCUCCGCCUGGCCACUGUGGAGGACAUCGACCCGCACAGGAUAAAGAUUCACUUCGAUGGCUGGAACCACAUGUACGACGAGUGGAUCGAUGCUGACCACCCAGACAUCCACCCGGCAGGCUGGUGCGAGGCCACUGGGCACCCCCUGAAGCUGCCCCUCCGUGAGGCGAAUACCCCGCAACCCGGACCGCGGGAGUCCUCAGCCUCUGGACAGACUAGCUACUCCUCUCUGCCCUGCAAAGGCAUGACCCACUCCAGAGCCAGCAAGUACAGCUUCCACCACCGGAUAGGACGUCCCCCCAAGUACAGGAAGAGCCAACAAAGAGCUUACCAAAGCAUGUCGUCGGAAGGCGUGCACCCCUCCCUCUUCAUGUCGGCGCUGUCGGCCCACCCUGACCGGGCCCUGUCUCUCUGCUGGGAGCAGCACUGCAAGCUGCUGCCAGGGGUGGCGGGCAUCCAUGCCAGCAAAGUGGCCACCUGGACUGUGGAGGAGGUGUUCAGUUUCGUCCAGAAUCUCACUGGCUGUGAGGAUCAAGCCCGGCUCUUCAAAGAUGAGAUGAUUGAUGGAGAAGCCUUCCUCCUGCUGACCCAAACAGACAUCGUGAAGAUCAUGAGCAUCAAACUUGGCCCGGCACUCAAGAUCUACAAUGCCAUCCUGAUGUUCAAGAGCACCGAUGACGGGCUCAAGUGAUGCCAGCCAGACCUGCGACAGAGCCAGUAUGGUCACUGGCUACUGCAUAUGUGCCAAUCCACCAAAAACAAUUCCUCCAUGUGUCUGAUGCGCACCUGUCAGUGAGCGGCAGGGGCAACAGGGAAGCUGUGUUCAUGUGCCAGUGUUUAAACUUAACUUUGGUUCCUACUGAUGUAUCUGUUUACUUAAGUGUUCCUACUGUUUUCUUUGUGGCGGCCAUUUCCUGUAACUCGCGUCAGGGUCAGGUGAAAUUCGUCUCGGUACUUAACAACGGCGCGAGACUGCUCUUUUCCCGAUGAUCCGGUUGGGGUUUGUUUGACACUUUUAAAUGUGUUGGUGCCGGGAUCCCGUUUUCAGUGGGUCCUGGAAGCCCGGAAACCGCGAGAGUCUCCCAGUUUCAGAACAUGGGGAGAGUAAAGUUCAAAAUGAGAGCAAUGGCAGGCGUGCAUGUAAAAAACACAGAGAAACGCAGUUUGAAAAGGGGGGCAAAGAGAAAUAUUCCUCUUUUGAUAUUUGUAUUUAUUCUUUGCUCAGACGUGUGCUUGGGUGUAGAGCAGUUUUAGAUGCAGGCUGCUACUGAGUAAGUUAACUUUCAUUUAUUUGUUAAUCCAGUUGAAGCAGACUAUCUCUGAUGGCUACUGUACACCUGGCAGUCAUGAAGCGGUUAAGGCCCAAGAAAAUUUCUUCUGCAUCUUCUCUGCUGCAGCUCUUAGCAUUAACUGAGCAUUAGUGUGACAAGUAUGAUUUUCAGGCCUGGUCUUUGAAAGUCAGACUAUAGAGUCUGAUUCUAGAUCUCAUUCUAUUUUAUUAACAGUCAUGGGUACAAACCUUGAGAUUUACAGUGGUAUGUGUGUUCUAGAGCACUAAAGACACCAUGGAAGGCAGUCAAAGGUUUAAAAACAUCAAGCCUCUGUCAUUACUGAAGACCUGAGGACUGAAGAGCAGGGAAAAUGUUGACAUUUAAUGGUGUCACAGACAUUACAGAACAGAAGCAGGGGGUUUCACCUCAUAGUUGGUCAGUGUAUGGAUUGUGCUGCUAAGUUGUGUUUACUGAGUCUUUUCCCAGAAGGUCUUGCUCUUAAAAAAACAGGCUGCUCUCCCUCCAAAAAUAAUAAUUCCUCUUGAACACUAGAGGGGGCUCCUUUGAGAAACGCCCCACUCCAGUAUAGGCGUAAAGCCCUGUGAAUACAUUACCUCUCCAGCGAAGUCUCGCAAUAGGCGUUGGAACUCUGGAACGUUUUUAUUAGCCAAUUAAAGUCAGAAUUGUAAACGACAGGAUGUCCCAAAUCUGUAUGCAUUGGCAGUUUUGAAGCGCUUGACUGCCAAGAGACGGCAGCACAAGGUCGUGGCAUCUGUUCGCUGUUCUGGGACUCGUGGAGGCCGUGAGAAACACUGUACCUGAGCUUGGAGUAAGAUGUUGCCCUGUUCUGGAGUUUCUCUCUGGCUUAAACUGUUUUAUAGAGAUGUUCAGUAGUCGGUCAGUAUGUCUUUCACACCAUAAAUCAAUAAAUGUUUGGUUCAAGUGGA